Ixodes scapularis (black-legged tick) is the source of this 846-nucleotide messenger RNA. RefSeq lists its product as uncharacterized. Lineage: Eukaryota; Metazoa; Arthropoda; Arachnida; Ixodida; Ixodidae. The coding region runs from base 1 to 846 and encodes 281 amino acids. The record is from RefSeq and is a predicted model, not a curated record. The transcript is spliced from 2 exons.
AUGUCACCCUGCGACAUCCACUUCUACACAGGAGUAACACGAAAUGUUUUUGAUAGUCUGGCCAGCGCUGUAAGAACGCUAGUCAAAACAAGGUCAGCAAUGCCCCUGGAAGAUCAGCUGCUUCUGACGCUAAUGAGGCUUAGACUACGAUUGCUGUAUGGCGACCUUGCUCGUAGGUUUGAUAUUUCUGUGUCGCGUGUGUGCCAGAUUUUCAACAUGCUACUACGAGCAUUAAAAACCGUGAUGGAGGAUGUCGUCAUUUGGCUACCACGAGAGGCAAUUCAUGACAGCAUGCCACCAAGCUUCAUAGAUACUGGGUACCAGAAGACGACAUGUAUCUUCGACUGCUCCGAGAUUACGCUCCAGCGACCUAAAAAGCUGAUGGCACGAGCCCAAACAUAUAGUUCAUACAAGGCUAAUAACACUGUAAAAUUUUUAACGGUCAUUGCACCCAAUGGUCUAAUCAUGUAUGUGUCUCGGGCGUAUGGAGGUCGCGCAUCUGAUAAGCAUAUUGUGAGAGACUGUGGUGUGCAGGAGUUUUUCCAGCGUGGUGACGAGAUCAUGGCGGACCGUGGCUUCACGCUCGACAGCUACCUUGAAGUUCAGGGCGUGAAGCUAAACAUGCCGGCGUUUACUAAAGGUAAAACUCAGCUGUCAGAGGCUGAAGUAACAAGAACCUGGAGAAUUGCAUCUGUGCGGAUUCAUGUUGAGAGGGCUAUCAACCGUAUGAAAACGUACAGGAUCUUCAAGUCUGCACUCUGCAUCAAAUCGAAGCAGACAAUAACGAAUAUGAUAUUUGUAUGUGCCGGCUUAUGCAAUCUGAAGCCUCCUCUGAUAGCCGAGUAA